AUGUAAUAGUGAAGUAUACUAAAAUUGACAUCAAUUUGAUGUAAAAAAUGCACAGAUUUGGUGUUUUUUGAUCGGAGAUGCUCUAGUGGAUGUGGAACUCUUGUCCGGUGGACAAUUUCAAGUUUCAGAUCUACAGUAUUCAGGCACUAAUAUGGUGGCCGAUGACCGACAGUUUCAGGGCCUGGUAAAAGUUGAGGUUAGAUUCGCGCGCUUUCGAUUGAAAAUUUUAUGUUUUAGCGACCAACAGUCGCUUAUGGCCUCAAGCUCAGGCGAUGAUUUUGUCAUUCUCGUAUGCACGAAUCUUAAUCCAAUCGAAGUGGAAGCCGAAAAAGAUAGAGAAAUUCUCAUUUCAACCGAUGAUAUCCAAAGCUGGGAUUUAGUUACAAUUCUCCGUUAUCAAACAGUCAGAAUUCGUGCUUAUCGGAAUAGGCUCACUGAACAAUCUUCGUAUUUUCAUGGUCUUCUUGGUGGAAGUUUUAGUGAGUCAAGCUUGGACAAUAUUGUGGUCCAGUGGAACCUUGAAACAUUUUUGAAUAUUCUGCAGUGUAUAUAUGGCUGCCCAUUAAAUGUUGCAUUAAAUAAUUUUCUCCCUCUUUUUGAGGGUGCGCUUUAUUUUGGAGUGGAGAUGCUUCUAGAGAAGUGUAGAGCUUGGUUUUCUGAGGUAUUUUUGUCCAAAAACUCUGGGCCACCACAGAUACAAUGUGAUGAUUUGAUUCAUAUGUGGAACUUUGGUUUAGAGAAUGCCAACGAUUUUGUUCCUGAAUUAUGUGCAAGAUAUCUAGCGAGAAAUUUUAUGUGGGCCAUGUCUAAUAGAGAUUUUGUAAAUAUUCCCUUCAAUCUGUUAUUUGAGUGUGUAAAGCAUCCCUGUUUGACUGUGGACAGUGAGAUGCAUCUUUCUGAUGCACUUUUAGUUUGGCUAGAUGCAAAUACAGAGCAGAUGGAUUGCUCAAUCAGAACUAAAGAAAAUUUGACUGGAAUUCUGAAGGAGAUUCGAAUAAGCAUUCUGCCAUUGUGGUUUGCUGCAGGGAAAAGAAGGUCAUGCUAUUUCUCUAAGCUUGCUGAUGAAAGUGUUGACUCAAUUUUAAGACUAGUGAAAAUUCCUCCGACAGGCUUAAUAAAUGCCUUAGGAGACGUGGACCUGAAUCAUCUUCGUAUUCGGUUGACAGAAUACUCAGAGGAGAAAGGGUACAUAUUCUUUACUCCAGUACUUAAUGAAACUCAUUUGAGAGAGGGAGAGAGAAGGAAGAAAGUGGACUUUUCUAGCUGUCCUCAAGUAACGUCAGCCAUUCUUCUCCUGUCUGUGCUUCAUUCUUCUCAUAGUAUGGACUCAACAUUGAGGAAGAUUAUAAAGAAGUAUUUGAUAAACCUUGAACAUCCUGACAAAGAUCAUUGGCGGAUAUCCGAGUGCUUGCCGCCAACUUUAUCUUUUGAAGCAUUACAGGAGGUUAAUAUUUCCAAAUGUCAUAGGCUGCAUCUUGAAUAUGCCAUUGAGUGCUUCUCCAGAUCAUUUCCAUCACUGAAAACAAUAAAAGCAGCUUAUCUUUUGAGCAUCAAGACAACCAGUUUCAUUAAAUUGGUGCAUAAGUGCCCUCUGGUCUCUGAAGUUGACUUGUCUGUUGAUAUUUCUCCAAUCAUACCAACACAAGUAUCAGUCCUUUCCUCAAAUCUGGCUCUACCACUAGUUUCAAAUAAGUGUUGGGAUGUGACAUCGUGCUAUCAUUCAGGAACAUCACUGUCAAACAUCACAUAUCUCACCAUUGAGGGUCGAACCGACAUAUGCGAUUCGGAUCUGGAGUUUAUCUCAAAAUACUGUGUUUCUUUAGGUUACCUGAACAUUAAAGGGUGUAUUGCAGUAACAGAUGUUGGCAUAUCAAAUGUCAUAUGCAGGUGUAUUGAACUUCAUUCUAUUGUAGUUUGUGAUACUUCUUUUGGUAUGAAUUCAAUUCUGGCUCUUUGCUCUGCUGCUCCUAAAUUUGGUAAUUCUACUGGUCAUUUUGGAAAGAGGGCAUCUAAUCUUCAAAAACUGCAUAUGGGUUGCUGCAAGGGUGUUGACGAAACAUCUCUCAUAGAGCUCAUGAGUCAAACAGCAAUGUUGAAGAGUCUUUGCUUGAGUGACACUCACCUUGUAGAUGAAGCACUUUAUAAUUUCUCAGGGUCUUCCUUGGAGUUGCUUGAUGUUUCUAAUACUAUGAUAUCUGGAGCUGCUUUAGCUCAUAUUAUUCGUGGGAAUUCUGGUUUGAAGCAUUUACAUGCAAGAGGAUGUAAAUAUUUGUUUCAACAGGGAAGUUACAUUGGAGGGACAGAAUUUUCUUUCUCACAUCCAUGUAAGGAUCUGUUUUUUGAAUUAGGCAGGACAUGCAAAUUAGAAGGCAUUGCUUUGGGAUGGGGUUUCUCUAAUUUCUCGCUGGAAGCUCUGAAACCUGCAAUUAUUUCACUUAAGUCAAUAGCUGUGGGUUUGGGUGGAACAUUGGGUGAAGAUGCACUGAGACUGCUGCCUACAACUUGUCCUAUGCUAGAGUUCGUUAUUCUUCAUUUUCAGGUGAUAUCUGAUUCUAUCAUGGAUAGAAUCAUGACAUCCUUGAAGCAGUUGCGAGCUUUAUCUUUGUGCUACUGUCUUGGUGAUAUGUCCAUAUCAAGCUUCAAGUUUUCUCUACCAAACCUGAGAAAAUUGAGGCUUGAUCGGGUAACUCCUUGGAUGACCAAUGAUGAUUUGGUUAUUUUGAUACAACACUUUGCAAACUUGGUUGAGCUUUCAUUGCUAGGAUGUACUCUUCUUAAUGCAGAUUCUCAACUGAUUAUCUCACAAGGAUGGCCGGGAUUGAUUUCUAUCCAUCUGGAGGAAUGUGGAGAUAUAACGGUAGAUGGGGUUUCUUCUCUUUUAAAUUGCAUAGCUCUUGAAGAUCUCUUACUGCGUCAUAAUGGCCCAGGUAUACCGAGAAACUUCAUUCUUGAUGCUUCGGAAAAGAUGCCAAUGCUGCGGAAAAUUUCAUUAGAUAUGUGUGAUGCGAGAGAUGGUGAUUUUGACAUUCCAGAUUAUGUUAACAGGUACUUCUUAAGCAGUGUGACGUUAGCAAGAUGUUUGUCAGAGGCUCGUAGACAGCCAGUGCACAAGAAGUCAUUGGUUCUAGUUUGGAACAGCAAUAAUGUCAUAAGAACAGUGGUGAAAGAAAGACUGUAGCAUUUAUUGAUGCUUGACAACUUCCAUCGGAAAAUUCUACAAGGUCCUAUCAGGCAAUAGGCUAAGUUGGCGGCUGAAUUGAAUUUCAGGAUUACUUGGAUGCGGCAUGUAGGGUCAAUUUUUCCCCACUUUGAUGCUAGGAAAUAUAGAAGCUAUCAAGAAAGGUUAAGCUCUUUAUUUGAAUCUGUUAAAGGUGUUUUGAAACAUUGAAAACUUCACUCUUACUCUUAGUACAAGUUAAUUCAAGAUGUAUAUUUAUAGAGAAUUACAUUGGUAGGAUGUUUGAGAGUGUUUUUGUUAGAAGGAACAUAUAAUUAUCAUUGAUUGAAGUAAUUACAAAAAAGUGAAUAA
Pistacia vera is the source of this 3529-nucleotide messenger RNA. RefSeq names its product BTB/POZ domain-containing protein FBL11. NCBI's taxonomy places the organism in Eukaryota, Viridiplantae, Streptophyta, Magnoliopsida, Sapindales, Anacardiaceae. Gene Ontology annotation, cellular component: SCF ubiquitin ligase complex. Gene Ontology annotation, biological process: SCF-dependent proteasomal ubiquitin-dependent protein catabolic process. Gene Ontology annotation, molecular function: protein binding. The transcript is spliced from 21 exons. The record is from RefSeq and is a predicted model, not a curated record. Bases 152 to 3178 code for a protein of 1008 amino acids.